Macrobrachium nipponense is the source of this 1223-nucleotide messenger RNA. Its product is annotated as probable citrate synthase 2, mitochondrial. The transcript has a single exon. The annotation marks the transcript as partial. The record is from RefSeq and is a predicted model, not a curated record. Gene Ontology annotation, biological process: carbohydrate metabolic process; tricarboxylic acid cycle; citrate metabolic process. NCBI's taxonomy places the organism in Eukaryota, Metazoa, Arthropoda, Malacostraca, Decapoda, Palaemonidae. Gene Ontology annotation, cellular component: mitochondrial matrix.
GCGGCGAACUGUCGCGCGGCGAACUGGCGGCGGCGAACUGUACUCGACCCUGACGAAGGUAUUCGCUUUCGUGGGUAUUCGAUUCCUGAGUGCCAGAAGCUCUUGCCUGCAGCUGAAGGGGGAGCUGAACCACUUCCUGAAGGUCUCUUUUGGCUCCUCUGCACUGGUGAUAUUCCAUCCAAAGCCCAGGUUGAUGCUCUGUCAAGGGAAUGGGCCAACCGUGCUGAUCUCCCACCUCAUGUCGUGAAUAUGCUCAAUAAUUUCCCCUCCAGUCUUCAUCCAAUGGCCCAGUUUUCUGCUGCAGUCACUGCCUUGAGCUCUGAAAGUAAAUUUUCAAAAGGCUAUGGGGAAGGUGUUCAUAAGAGCAAGUAUUGGGAGCUGUGCUUUGAUGACUCCAUGGAUUUGAUUGCUAAACUACCCACAGUAGCUGCUACUAUUUACCGUAAUUUGUAUCGAGAUGGAACCAGCAUCGGUGCAAUUGAUCCUGCGAAGGAUUGGUCUGCAAACUUCACUGCUAUGUUGGGAUAUGACGACCCACAGUUCACUGAACUUAUGCGACUCUAUCUUACUAUUCAUAGUGAUCAUGAAGGUGGCAAUGUUUCUGCACAUACAACCCAUCUUGUUGGAUCUGCCUUGUCUGACCCAUACCUCUCAUUUGCUGCUGGUAUGAAUGGGCUUGCUGGACCAUUGCAUGGUUUAGCCAACCAGGAGGUACUGCUUUGGUUAACCAAGUUACGUUCUGAUAUUGGUGAUGAUGUAACGGAAGACCAGCUGAAGGAGUUCAUCUGGAAGACCUUGAAAUCAGGCCAGGUUGUUCCAGGAUAUGGACAUGCUGUUCUACGUAAAACAGAUCCAAGGUACGCAUGUCAGCGAGAGUUUGCUCUCAAGCACCUUCCAGAUGACAAGAUGUUCAAGCUGGUGGCAAAAGUCUACAACGUAGUGCCCCCAAUUCUCACAGAAUUGGGCAAGGUGAAGAACCCAUGGCCAAAUGUUGAUGCCCACUCAGGUGUUUUACUGCAGCAUUAUGGCAUGACUGAGAUGAACUAUUACACGGUGCUAUUUGGCGUCUCUCGAGCUCUAGGCGUUCUCUCUUCUCUUGUCUGGGACCGUGCUCUUGGCCUUCCUAUUGAGAGGCCCAAGUCCAUGAGUACAGAAGGUUUAAUGAAAUUAGUUGGUGCUGCUGCCAAGGCUGGAUAAGAAGUCUUCAAUUUUUUUGUCAAGUU